Molecule: messenger RNA, 1420 nt
Organism: Lacerta agilis (Sand lizard)
Lineage: Eukaryota; Metazoa; Chordata; Lepidosauria; Squamata; Lacertidae
Gene: YEATS4
Product: YEATS domain containing 4
Exons: 7
Coding region: 141-824 (227 amino acids)
Biological process (GO): regulation of DNA-templated transcription
Source: RefSeq, a predicted model, not a curated record
CGAGCCGUUGCGAGCCGCGUUCUUCUCUCUGCCGCCAGAGGCGAACUGGCGGGUGGCGGAGGCCAGGCCCUACUAGCUCGGCCUCGCUGCUCGACAGCGGCGUGAGGAAGCCUUCCCUCCCCCUCCCCCCCCGGUGCAAUAUGUUCAAGAGAAUGGCUGAGUUCGGGCCUGACUCCGGGGGAAGAGUGAAGGGUGUUACUAUUGUGAAGCCUAUUGUUUAUGGAAAUGUUGCGCGCUAUUUUGGGAAGAAACGAGAAGAAGAUGGACACACACAUCAGUGGACAGUUUAUGUUAAGCCUUACAGAAAUGAGGAUAUGUCUGCAUAUGUAAAGAAAAUCCAGUUUAAGUUACAUGAAAGCUAUGGUAAUCCAUUAAGAGUUGUAACUAAGCCACCUUAUGAAAUCACUGAAACAGGCUGGGGUGAAUUUGAAAUCAUCAUCAAGAUAUUUUUUAUUGAUCCUAAUGAAAGACCUGUGACUCUGUAUCACUUGCUGAAACUGUUUCAGUCUGACACUAAUGCAAUCCUGGGGAAGAAAACUGUGGUUUCUGAAUUUUAUGAUGAGAUGAUCUUUCAGGAUCCUACUGCCAUGAUGCAACAGCUGCUGACUACAUCUCGUCAGUUAACACUUGGUGCUUAUAAGCAUGAAACAGAGUUUGCCAAUGUAGAAGUAAAAACCAGGGAGAAGCUGGAAGCUGCCAAGAAGAAAACCAGUUUUGAGAUUGCUGAACUUAAAGAAAGAUUAAAAGCAAGCCGUGAAACGAUCAACUGCUUGAAAAAUGAAAUCAGAAAACUUGAGGAUGAUGAUCAAUCUAAAGACAUAUAACAAAUAGCUACAUAUUAAAGGACUAAAAGUGAAGCCUAUUGUUACCAUGCAAACAAUAAUGUAUCUUCUAAGAUUUCGUAAGGGCAAAAAAAGUUCCAGGGUUUUUUUGGGGGGGGGAUUUGGUGUGUAAUAUUUCACCACUUGAAUGUUUAAUAAUAAAAUGUUAUUUUCAUAGUUUAAAUUACAAUUGUCUUUCCAUCUUUCUUUAAAUACGGUGGCGUAAAAUUGAAGUUUUAUUUAUCAAGUUACCUUUAUGGUACACUAUACCACACUCAAGUGUGUUCAUAUUGUAGUUUACUGAGCUUUAUAUAAAAACCUUUCACAAUAUUGGUGUUUAAUGAGAGUAACAUUUGAUUGCUUGAUACACUCCAUUGACCUGAAUAUAAGAGGUAAAUCUUGGCUUUGUUGAUAUAUAAAGUCUGCCUCUGCUUCCAGACUAGUCAGAAUUAUCUGAUAAAACUACUGUUGGACAAAGAAUAAUUACCGGUGGGUUUUACAUUGACAAAACUAUAAAUCAGAUUACUAUUGAUGGGGUAUUGGAGGCGAUAACAAUGUUUGUUGCUUUGAGUUUCCUGAAUAAAAGUACUGUAUGGGAA